GCAUACAUGCUCAAGUACGACAGCACCCACGGACAAUUUAAGGGUGAAAUCAAGGUCGAUGGCAACAAUCUGAUUGUCAAUGGCAAGACAGUGCGCUUCUACACUGAGAGGGAGCCCGCCAGUAUUCCGUGGGGCGAGACCGACACCCCAGCUCAGUACGUCGUCGAGUCUACCGGUGUCUUUACUACCAAAGAGAAGGCUGGCGCUCACUUAAAGGGUGGCGCCAAGAAGGUUAUCAUCUCAGCGCCUUCCGCCGAUGCCCCUAUGUUCGUCAUGGGUGUCAACCACGAGACCUACGACCCCAAGGAAACAGUCAUCUCGAAUGCCUCUUGCACAACCAACUGCCUGGCUCCCCUUGCAAAGGUCAUUCAUGAUAAAUACACAAUCAUUGAGGGUCUCAUGACCACAAUUCACUCUUACACUGCGACCCAGAAGGUCGUUGACGGACCAUCCGCCAAGGACUGGCGCGGAGGCCGUACCGCGGCACAGAACAUCAUUCCCAGCAGCACCGGUGCUGCCAAGGCUGUUGGAAAGGUCAUUCCUGACCUCAAUGGCAAGCUUACUGGCAUGUCAAUGCGUGUACCCACUGCCAACGUGUCUGUCGUCGAUUUGACUGUUCGCAUUGGAACUGGGGCCACUUAUGACGAGAUCAAGGAGACCGUCAAGGCUGCUGCUGAUGGGCCUCUCAAAGGUUACCUGGGUUACACUGAGGACGAAAUUGUCUCCACUGACCUCUGCGGCGACCCACGCUCAUCCAUCUUUGACGCUAAGGCCGGUAUUUCACUCAACAAGAACUUUGUCAAGCUUGUCUCAUGGUACGACAACGAGUGGGGAUACUCUCGUCGUGUCUUGGAUCUCCUCGUCCACGUUGCUAAGGUCGAUAACAAGGCUUAGGAAUCAGGACAGAUCCAAGACACUACCUUGUCUAGCAAGCUUUAAACCAUCAGUAUCGAGCGAGAGCUCGGCCACUGCGUGCCCAUAUGAAUCAUGAUAGAUGUCAACUCCUCUCGACUAUAGUAAACCCAAAAAUCGAGUUGUAAUAACUACUGGAAAGUAAACAAAAUGAAAUAACAUAGUAGAACCUG
Messenger RNA from Pseudovirgaria hyperparasitica, 1085 nucleotides. Its product is annotated as glyceraldehyde-3-phosphate dehydrogenase-like protein. The record is from RefSeq and is a predicted model, not a curated record. The transcript is spliced from 3 exons. Gene Ontology annotation, molecular function: oxidoreductase activity, acting on the aldehyde or oxo group of donors, NAD or NADP as acceptor; NAD binding; NADP binding. NCBI's taxonomy places the organism in Eukaryota, Fungi, Ascomycota, Dothideomycetes, Acrospermales, Acrospermaceae. The coding region runs from base 7 to 894 and encodes 295 amino acids. Gene Ontology annotation, biological process: glucose metabolic process.